Molecule: messenger RNA, 1155 nt
Organism: Brugia malayi
Lineage: Eukaryota; Metazoa; Nematoda; Chromadorea; Rhabditida; Onchocercidae
Gene: Bma-hach-1
Exons: 9
Coding region: 1-1155 (384 amino acids)
Biological process (GO): L-valine catabolic process
Cellular component (GO): mitochondrion
Molecular function (GO): 3-hydroxyisobutyryl-CoA hydrolase activity
Source: RefSeq, a predicted model, not a curated record
AUGGUAUUCCGAAGCAUAUUUCAACAGCAUUUUCUGCUUAUUAGGAGCAAAAGGUUGUUGUCGGGUGGAUUUGAUGAAAUACUGACAAAAAACAUAAGCGGCAAGCUAAUUGUGACGUUAAAUCGACCGAGGACUCUAAAUGCAUUGAACAUCAGCAUGGUGCGCAAAUUAUAUCCGAUGCUAAAGAAGUGCGACAGUGAUUCAAGUGUACCGUUUAUAUUUGUCAAAGGAACAGGUGGCAAGGCGUUUUGUGCUGGUGGCGAUAUUGUUGCUGUAUCACGUUCUGCGCAAGCAAAUGAUCCAUCAAAUACGGUGCACAAAGAUUUUUUUCGCGAGGAAUAUGUGAUGAAUUAUUUGAUCGGUGUCUUAAAGGUACCAUAUAUCGCUGUUAUGGAUGGUAUAACAAUGGGAGGAGGUUGUGGUCUUUCUAUCCAUGGAAAGUACAGGAUAGCAACAGAACGAACAAUGUUAACAAUGCCUGAAACUUCUAUUGGUUUCUUUCCUGAUGUCGGAGGGACUUUUUUCUUGUCACGAUUACCAUACAAUUUGGGUCAGUUCAUGGCUCUUACAGGAUAUCGACUGAUAGGCGCCGAUGCUUAUCAUAUGGGUCUCGCUACUCAUUUCGUUCCAUCAGAAAAACUGAAGAAUCUUGAAGACGAACUGCUCAGGACGGAUAAUAAAUUGCUUUCUGCAGAAAAGAUAGAUUAUAUUUUGAAUAAAUACCACAUGAAGGAAAGUGAAAUACCCAAGUUUGGUCUUGAAAAACGGCUCGCACAAAUUAAUUAUUUAUUUAGCGGGAGUACAGUCGAAUCGGUUUUCAAAAAACUGCGAAACAAUAAUGAUGAUUUCGGCAACAAACUAUUCAAUAUUCUUAGCACAAAGAGCCCAACAUCACUGAAAGUAACUUUUCGGCAAUUGCAAAUUGGUUUGAAGAUGCAAUUUCCUGAAGUUUUUACAAUGGAAUAUCGUCUUUCUCAACGUUUCAUGAAAAGCCAUGACUUUCAUGAGGGUUGCAGAGCAAUUCUUAUCAAUAAGGAUCAAAAACCGGUGUGGAAGCCUGCUAGUAUAGAAGAAGUUACGGAUGAAAUGAUGGAUGAGUACUUUGCUCCUCUUCAUGAGGAUGAAGAAUUGAUUAUUAAGGAAUUUGAAACUUAA